Magallana angulata is the source of this 2321-nucleotide messenger RNA. RefSeq names its product tolloid-like protein 1. The record is from RefSeq and is a predicted model, not a curated record. The transcript has 10 exons. Lineage: Eukaryota; Metazoa; Mollusca; Bivalvia; Ostreida; Ostreidae. Gene Ontology annotation, molecular function: calcium ion binding; serine-type endopeptidase activity. The coding region runs from base 1153 to 2217 and encodes 354 amino acids.
AUCGGUCGUUAUUCUCAGGUAUUUACGCCCGACACGAGUCUUUUUCAUUAAUAAAUUAUGCUUUAUUAUUAAUGAGAUAUUGUUUUUAGAAGUUAACCGUAAUAUUUACAUUGGUUCACAUAUACUAAAUCUCUAUUCAAAGAAAGAACCACCAUAAUUGACCUGGAAGUUAGAGUUUUAGUUCGCUUUAAAACGAUCUAUAAAUAAAAGUGGUAGGUUUUUUUCUUCAAAUAAAUAAUGGAAAAAAACCUGGAAGUUAAAUUCCAACAUGUUAAAUACCAGUAUAUAUAAAAUCUUUCUGAUACAAAGUCAUCGUUUUAGGAUGGUUACUUUAAUUGGCAUUACAUUUUUGGUUUGUUAGCUUGACAUUUGGAUUAUUAAAGCAAAGACGGCUUGUGCUAAUUUAAGUGUACAUCGUAAAAAUCACGGCCAUAACCCAUUGACGUGAUUUAAUUACAAUUACAUGUAGUUACACAUACAGUUAUAAAAAUCCUUUAUAAUUUAAUUAGAUUUAUUGCAUCAUUAGUUUUAAAGACACAACACAUUUGAAAAUAAUUUAAAAGCUAAAAUUUAAUAUUUUGCAUAUUUGUACAUUGAAUUUAAAUAACCUUUUUAUAUAAAUUGAACAGACAUUGUAAGAUUACAUGAUCAAGGCAUUCAAAAAUUUUGCAUUUAAUUUAUAAAACCCAAAAUAGAUUAAAAAAAAUAUCAGAAAAAGCUGGUUAAGUAUGUGGUGAUUUCGAUUCUGUCAUCAUACAGUGUUAAACAAUACAUGCAGAGAUGUUCACCAAAGAACAGUUCACAAAUCUAACUUUAAUAAACACCUCUUUACCAAAUUUCUGCAUCUGGUCUAGCUACAAAGGCCCUUUAAACAUCUAGCAUUUCUAUUGAGUAAUUACAAAAACGUUUUUACACAAUCAAUAGUUAAAUUGUUGGAAAAAUAUACUUGUGUUCACUUUAUAUCAAUUUCACAACCGUCGUCGUUUAGCUAUAGAUGAUGUACACGUAAUGUUUGGCAAAUAUAGAUCUUAAACCAUGCAUAUUUAUUAUCCUGUACGUAUUUAUGAUGUAACCUCGAGUUCAGUGUUUUUCAGUAGCAGUCUUAAAUCAGCCGUGGUGUACGUCAGAUUGUGAAUUCCAGUUUUCUACAAAAUGCAGUUUUGUCCAAUUCUUUUGUUGGUUUUUAUUUCUUGGACCUGUGUCCAUUGCAUUUUACCAACUGAUCUUGUUUGUCCAAAUAGUGGAUCGGAAAUCCUUAUUGAUGGCAUUGGUAUGGAGUCGCAGAAGUUCAGAUUUCCAGCAGUCGGCACUAUAGGAUUCCCGGCGAGUUUUGUUUGCAAAUGGACCUUCAAGGCUCAGCCAGGACUCCAACUUUUGUUACAGAUAAGGGGUGCGACGAUAGAGGAUGGGGAAACGAUAGAAGUAAUAGAUACAAAUAAUGAUGUCCUUUUGGAGGAACUCGGACCAAAGACAGGUCUAGAUUUUGAAAUGGCUACUUCUACUGGUGAUUCCUUGACGGUCAGACUAACUACAGACAGUAGUACAGGAACCACAGAGGAGAUGUUCAUCAAUGUCAUUGCCGGCACAGAUUCAGGUAUUUGCCCAGGUACAACAAUCCUAUCUGCUUCGGACACUACCCAGUCAUUGACGUCGAGUAAUUUCCCUGAGCAAUACGGAAAGAAUGAAGAAUGUGACGUCACCAUCUUUGCUGGGAAGGGUAAAGCGGUGAACUAUACUUUUGAAUUCACAAAUAUGGAGGAAUUUGUGCCAUCACGUAGACGACGGACCUGUUAUGAUACCAUUGAAGUAUUUGACGGUUCCUCGACAGACAAUACGUUGUUCGACAGCUGUGAUCCGUUCUUUCCUCAAAACUUUGGACUCAGCAGUGGGCAAAGUCUGCGAGUUCGAUACAAAACUGGGGCUCUUUUUGAAGAACAUGGGUUUCUUCUCCGAUACAAACAACAAGACGUGGAUGAGUGUGCUGCGGAACCAGGACCGUGUUCCGAGGACGCUACCUGCAUCAACACCGACGGAUCUUUCCAGUGUGUCUGCAAAUCCGGCUUCACAGGCGACGGAGUUCAAUGUGAAGCAACAACGCCAGUGAUCCGCAAGUUCAUCGUCCCCCUUGUGGCCUCUUCUGUUGGGGCCGGUCUCACGGGGGCAGGGCUACUGUUUACACUCUACGUCCUAGCCAAUGCAGCGGGAAAUUCCUUAUAAGGUGGUGUGGUAAAUGCUGGAUAAGCAAUGUUGCAUUACCAUUUAUAGGAAAUAAAGUCCUAUGUCAACGCAUAAUUUGUUGUUUGUUUUCGUUUCUAUGCAGA